Messenger RNA from Euleptes europaea (tarantolino), 874 nucleotides. RefSeq names its product ubiquitin conjugating enzyme E2 K (gene UBE2K). The coding region runs from base 66 to 668 and encodes 200 amino acids. The record is from RefSeq and is a predicted model, not a curated record. Gene Ontology annotation, molecular function: protein binding; ubiquitin conjugating enzyme activity. The transcript has 7 exons. Gene Ontology annotation, cellular component: nucleus. Lineage: Eukaryota; Metazoa; Chordata; Lepidosauria; Squamata; Sphaerodactylidae. Gene Ontology annotation, biological process: proteasome-mediated ubiquitin-dependent protein catabolic process; protein polyubiquitination.
CGGCCCGGCUCGGAGGCGGCAUCGGCGGCCUGGGGUUGGGCUGGUUGGCGGAGCCCGCUGCGGAGAUGGCCAACAUCGCGGUGCAGAGGAUUAAGCGGGAGUUCAAGGAGGUGCUGAAGAGCGAGGAGACGAGCAAAAAUCAGAUUAAAGUAGAUCUUGUAGAUGAGAAUUUUACAGAACUAAGAGGCGAAAUAGCAGGACCUCCGGACACACCAUAUGAAGGAGGAAGAUAUCAACUAGAAAUAAAAAUUCCAGAAACGUAUCCAUUUAAUCCUCCUAAGGUGCGGUUUAUCACCAAAAUAUGGCAUCCUAAUAUUAGCUCAGUCACUGGGGCCAUAUGCUUGGAUAUCCUAAAAGAUCAAUGGGCAGCAGCGAUGACUCUAAGGACAGUGUUGUUAUCACUCCAGGCGCUCUUGGCAGCUGCGGAACCUGAUGACCCCCAAGAUGCAGUUGUAGCAAAUCAGUACAAACAAAAUCCAGAAAUGUUUAAACAGACAGCUCGACUUUGGGCGCACGUGUAUGCUGGAGCACCAGUUUCUAGUCCAGAAUACACCAAAAAGAUAGAAAACCUUUGUGCGAUGGGCUUCGAUAGGAAUGCAGUAAUAGUGGCCUUGUCAUCAAAAUCAUGGGAUGUAGAGACAGCAACAGAACUACUUCUGAGUAACUGAGCCAUGUGCAGAGAACUGCUUCCGUAGUCCAGCUUACCUUUUCUCGAGGAGCAGCACCAUCUCUUAUUUUUAGGUUUCUAUAUAGAUUCUCUUUUAAAAAUGGCAUUCUCGCCUGAUGCUAUCUAGGCACUAUCGGAGACUGAAAAAACAACAACACAUGCUCUGUAAAUAAAGCUAAUUAAACGUCUGUGUAAAUUUAAAAAAAA